GAGCAGCGCCGAAUUCAUGCCGCCGGUCGUCAGUGCUAUGGAACUGGAAGUGAAACGCGACAAGCGCCGUUGGCUGUUGAUUUCGGAGCUGAGUUCCAUCUUCGGCGAGGAAAAGCACACCGUCGAUGGAUUCAAGCGGAUCUUCCGUGAACAGGCUUUUCUGCAGAACCUGUUCCGGUUGUUUGAUAUGGACAACGAAAAUAGCCUCGAGCAGGAUAAAUGGAUCGAACAUCUUAAAGGGAGACUGACGGACGAGAAACAGAUUGACUUUGCCGAACAGAUAGAAUCGGUAGCGUACGUGCUUUGCGGCGAAGGAACCGUGUCCUAUGAAAAGUUCUGCCAAAUAUGGCACGCCAAAGGGAUCUUGGACAAACUCUAUCGGCUCAUCGACGUCGACUCAACCAACCUGCUCUCGACCAAUCAAAUUAUGGAAUUCAUCUCAAACCUCACCAACUCCCGGCCCCGAACCGGUUUUGACAAAUCAUCCCUGGAGCGUCUAGAGCAACUCUUCGUCAAAACUGUCGGCAACGAGAAAGAAAUACGACGAGAAGAAUUCAAGAAAAUUGUCACAUCCAAAAAUCCCUUCUUUACGGAGCGUGUCUUCCAGAUCUUCGAUAAGGACAACUCCGGGUCCAUUUCACUGCAAGAGUUUAUCGAUGCCAUUCAUCAGUUCGCGGGGCAGUCUCCAGAGGAUAAAAUUAAAUUUUUAUUCAAAGUAUACGAUUUGGAUGGUGACGGUCUGAUACAGCACCUAGAACUGCAACAUGUGAUGCGGGCCUGCAUGGAAGAGAACGGGAUGCAAUUCUCCGAGGAUCAGAUCGAGGACCUAACGAUGGCAAUGUUCGAAGACGCCGACAAGUUCAACCGAGGGGCCAUCACCUAUGAGGCGCUCAAAAAUCAGCUGGAAAAGCACGGGGGACUGCUGGAGAAUUUGAGCAUAAGCAUCGAUCGGUGGCUCGUCCCACUGCCCCAGGAGGACAGCACUAGGAAAAAGCACAAGAAGAAACCGCUACCCCACCAGCUGACGGCGCCGUACAUUAAGAACAAUUACGUCUACCUUUCGUUUCUGUCGGUCUUCAUCCUGAUCAACGUGGGCCUGUUCAUAUCGCGUGCGAUCCAGUACCGCAAGAGCAAUGGAUUUGUCAUACUGGCGCGAGCUUGUGGACAAUGUCUCAACUUCAACUGUGCCUUCAUCCUGGUGCUGAUGCUGCGACAGUGUAUCACGUUUCUCCGGACCCGAGGCUUUACCGCGUUCCUCCCGCUGGACCAGCACAUCUAUCUGCACAAACUGACCGGAAUGCUGGUGGCCGCCUACAGUCUGCUGCACACCAUCAUGCAUCUGUUUAAUUUCACGACGAUCGUCGUCAACGAUCCGGUGGUCAACGCGAAGAACUUCACCACCGCCGAAUGGCUCUUCACGGCCCGGCCCGGUCUGUUCGGCCUGGUCGGUGGUUGCGCUAAUCCAACCGGACUCGCACUGUUCUUCAUCCUGCUGGUGAUGUUCAUCUGCUCGCAGCCGUUCGUCCGACGUGGAGGCAGCUUCGAAGUUUUCUACUGGACCCAUCUGCUGUACAUUCCGUUCUGGAUUCUGGUCAUCUUCCACGGGCCUAACUUCUGGAAGUGGUUCAUCGUGCCGGGAUUUAUCUACGUGGUUGAGCGCACCGUUAGAUUAGUUUGGAUGCGAACAGAGCAUGGCAAGACGUACAUCUCUUCCGGAUUGCUGCUACCGUCCAAGGUUACGCACUUGGUCAUCAAACGGCCGUUCCAUUUCUGCUUCCGACCGGGCGAUUAUGUGUUCGUAAACAUCCCAGCCAUUGCCAAGUACGAGUGGCAUCCAUUUACGCUGAGUAGCGCACCCGAACAGGAGGACUACAUCUGGCUGCACAUCCGAGGUGUCGGCGAGUGGACCAAUCGGCUGCAUUGCUUCUUCGAACGCGAACAGGAGCGACUACACAGUGGUGAGAUUCCAGCGGUCAUUGCCGGCUGUUCGACAGCACCAAGUUCUUCGUCCAGCAGCGAAGUGGUUCAGGAGAAGCCCAAAGAAGUUCCGCUGAAGUUUUCUGCGGGACUACCGAAGAGUGCGAGCGUGGAGUCUCCGUUGGCGAAGAGUAAGGAGCAGACGUUUGAUAAACCCUUGGUUAACAAACGAAUGCCUCCGGGAACUUCCAAAUUGGCUAUGGAGAGCUACACAGCGCCACCGCCGAGUGCUCCACCCAAGUUCGACAGGCAGCUAUCGGAGAAUAAGGCCAUCAAAAAGAUUCAGGCUACGCUGCAACGAACAUUCUCCAGGAAGGAUCAAUUACGCGGCAGUGGAGUUUCUAACGAAGGCUUCACUGGAGAUGACGGAUUGGAAGAACCGAAACGCAAGGUCACGCCGGAGCACAAUCUUCACAAGCUGCUGUUCCAACAGAAGGUCCCACUGGAGAAGUCACUGUCUAUGCCCGAUAUGCAGAACAAGGUCAAGAAACGAGAGCGAAUGAUGGUACUCCGCGAAUACAUGCGUUCCGAAUCCGAGCGAUCCUUCGACGAAGUUCAGAUUCGCAAAGCUCGUCUCCAGUCGCUGGGUCUUGCCUACCUUAGCCCGCAGAACAAAUCCCUGGCCCAAAGCUUCCGUUAUAUGCGAAAUAAGCCCACCAUCAUUGCCUUCAAGACUCCCAGCCUUGAGAACUGUGAACCACGGGACUCUACCAAUUCAAUGGUCGUAUCCCCUGGAGUUUUCACCGAGAAGGAAGCUGAAGAGGGCAAGAUCGUCCAUAGCAGCGGACUCCACAAACCAGGAGCCACCGACGAAGAUAAACUUCAGCGACCAGUUAACUAUCCGGUGGGCAAACCUUUGGAAAUCUACAUCGACGGUCCGUAUGGAGCCCCAUCAAGUCACAUCUUCCAAGCGCAGCACGCCAUCCUUAUAGCAACCGGCAUCGGUGUAACGCCAUUCGCAUCGAUCCUGCAGUCCAUUAUGCAUCGCUACUGGAAGGCUCGCCAUUGCUGUCCACGAUGCAACUAUGAAUGGUCCAGCGAGAUCCCGCCAACGAUCAUGAACCUCCGGAAGGUGGACUUUUUCUGGAUCAACCGGGAUCAACGUUCGUUCGAGUGGUUCGUGAACCUGCUGUCACAGCUGGAAAUCGAACAAGCCGAACUGGGAGGAGCUAUGGAACGGUUCCUCGAGAUGCACAUGUACAUCACCAGUGCCCUUCAGAAAUCCGACAUGAAGGCCGUCGGACUGCAGCUUGCGUUGGAUUUACUCCAUCAAAAGGAAAAGCGCGAUCUCAUUACAGGGCUAAAGACGCGCACCAACGCUGGCCGACCGAACUGGGACAAAGUGUUCAAACAGAUCCAGGACCAGAAGAAGGGCAAAGUGACCGUAUUCUACUGCGGACCGCCACAGUUGGCCAAAACCUUGCGCUACAAGUGCGACCAGUUCGGUUUUCAGUUCCGCAAGGAGGUCUUCUAGAAGACACCACCGUCGAGCGAAAACACGUUCUGGAGUGUUGAUUUGAAUUUGAAUAUUUUUAAUUAAUUGUAUGCCUUAAUGUUAUUUAAAUUUGUUUUCCGUACUCUGUAAAUUAUUGACCUUUGUAUUCGUUAAUCUAAUUCCAGCACUGUCAUUGUAAUAAACUCAUUUAAUUUAUUGAUGAACUCGAUUCUUCCAUGCAAAUAAAAUCAACUUCAAUCUU
Messenger RNA from Ochlerotatus camptorhynchus, 3674 nucleotides. It is a transcript of the gene Nox, whose product is annotated as NADPH oxidase. Gene Ontology annotation, biological process: superoxide anion generation; defense response. Gene Ontology annotation, cellular component: plasma membrane; NADPH oxidase complex. NCBI's taxonomy places the organism in Eukaryota, Metazoa, Arthropoda, Insecta, Diptera, Culicidae. The coding region runs from base 17 to 3451 and encodes 1144 amino acids. The record is from RefSeq and is a predicted model, not a curated record. The transcript has 16 exons. Gene Ontology annotation, molecular function: calcium ion binding; superoxide-generating NAD(P)H oxidase activity.